Patella vulgata (common limpet) is the source of this 1831-nucleotide messenger RNA. RefSeq names its product arrestin domain-containing protein 3. Bases 524 to 1504 code for a protein of 326 amino acids. Gene Ontology annotation, biological process: protein transport. The record is from RefSeq and is a predicted model, not a curated record. The transcript has 7 exons. Lineage: Eukaryota; Metazoa; Mollusca; Gastropoda; Patellidae. Gene Ontology annotation, cellular component: cytoplasm.
GUUUGGUCAUUACGGGCGCGGAACUGAAUACAUAUCUGUGUUAUCGAUUUGUUGAUACUGUCUACAUUAGUAUUCAAAAGUAUGUCAGUCAUGUUCAUUGCUCGCGUCCCGGGUUACAAAUUCUACAUCGGGUGAAAUUUCGCAAUAACACUUUAUAAUACGUUAACGUACGUUGCUGAUUCAGUAAUAGUCAGGUGGCUCGUAGACAACCAGGAAGGUUUUUGUGACUUGUAUUAUAUACAACCUGUGUACGGGGGCUCUCUGCAUUUCACCACCUGGCAAAUAAAAUGGGAAAACUUAAGACAUUCAUGGUAACGUUAGCCAACACCCAUGCUGUGUUUUACAGUGGGCAAUUUAUAGAUGGACAAGUCAUAGUUGAAUUGAACGAAGAAAUGAAGAUGCGUGGUAAGGAAUUCGUAUAAAGUUUGAAGGGCACGCACAUGUUCAGUUUAGAGAUCGUGUUUCCGAACACCACGUUGGUGGUCGGAAGCACGGCGCCAAUCACGGAGGAGGACAUACUGAAAUGAGAACGUUUACUGGGAACGAAAGUUACUUCGAGCAUGUGGUGGUUAUCGUUGGCAAAGGUCCUGGACAGUCUGGCGAUGACAUGGUUUUACCCGCAGGACAAUAUGUCUAUCCAUUCAAUUACCAACUCCCUGCAGGAUUACCAUCAUCUUUCGAAGGUGAUCAUGGACGUGUAAGAUAUUCUUUUGUUGGGGUCAUCGACAGACCAUGGAAAUUUGAUCACACUUGUAAAGGAGCUUUUACUGUAGUAGAUCCACUGAAUUUAAAUAUGGAGCCAACAGCAAUGCAACCAGCUGAAGGACGAAAUAGUAAAACUUUAGGCUGUCUGUGCUGUACGACUGGUCCUAUCAGUGCCGUAUUUAGACUUGGAAGACUUGGUUAUGUACCUGGAGAAUCAAUCGGAUUAUAUGGUGAAGUUAAUAAUGGGAGCGACAGAUUAAUAACCAGUUCAUAUAUAGAACUAAUUAUGACAGUUAAUUACCACGCCAGAACUCGAAGUAAGAGUGUUACAAAAUCAUUAGCUAGAGUGCAGCAUGGGUCCAUCGAUGGUGGGGACACGGAUGUUUGGAAUGGUGAUUUGUUACACAUACCGCCUUUACCACCAUCUGGAUUAAGAGGGUGCCGGAUUAUUGAUAUACAGUACACAUUAUCAUUGACGGUAGACCCUUCUGGUCCAUCUAUGGACUUGGUGGUUCCUAUAAAUAUUUUAAUUGGUUCCAUACCUCUACAAGCAGCUGUAGCACAAUAUGGACCACCAGCACCUAUGGGACCACCAUCUGAUGGCAAUAUACAAAAUCUUCCAUCAACUGUCCCCUCCGCACCCAGUAUGCCACCACCAUCCUAUGCAGAAAGUGCACUUGGUAAAGUAGAUAUUCGGACAGAAAACGACAAUGAACACACGCGUGGAAACAUGGAGUUUGCACCUGUUUAUACCUAUUAUAACUGGAACCGACAAACUCAAGACAAUACACGGACGUAAUUGUAUUCCAAAUGAACUUGAGCACGUGUAUGAAGUUUAAUAACAAAUGAACAUGAACAUGUGUAUGGCGUGUAACCACAAAUGAGCUAGAAGACGUGUAUGAAGUUAAAUAACAAAUUAACAUAUUUUCACUAUUUGCAUAACCAGUUAGAAUCAACAUAACACAAAAUUCCAGGUGUUUUUUCAUUUACUAAUGCAAAUUAUUUUCUGGGCCGGGGUAUUUAGCAGUUACAAUACGGGUAAUCGUUUAAUACACUACCAGAAAGUAUUUCUCUAUUACUUUUUCAAUAUAUUAGUUAUUCACUUCCCUGGCACAUUAAUAAUUAU